AUGAGUAACUCAACAACACCCCUGCUUGGCAAGGCCAAGGUCAGAGCCGAAGCCGAGGCACGCAAGCAUGAACGGGCCUGGUUUGAUUUGGGCUACCGCGGUGGAGGCGAGAGCGAAGGCCGACGCUACAGCGAGAAGGAGUGCUACGUGAAGGCCUUGGAGCUGGACCCCUCCAAUGCGACCGCCUGGCUUUACCUUGGAUUUCGCGGGAGGGGUGGCCGGGUGAAAAGGCAGGACUACUCCAAGAAAGACUGCUAUCUGAAGGCCUUGGAGCUGGACCCCUCCAAUGCGAGCGCCUGGUUUGGCCUUGGAGUUGUGGGGGGUGGCCGGGUGGGGGGGCAGGACUACUCCGAGAAAGCCUGCUAUCUGAAGGCCUUGGAGCUGGACCCCUCCUAUGCGAGCGCCUGGUUUGGCCUUGGAGUUGUGGGGGGUGGCCGGGUGGGGGGGCAGGACUACUCCGAGAAAGCCUGCUAUCUGAAGGCCUUGGAGCUGGACCCCUCCUAUGCGAGCGCCUGGUUUGGCCUUGGAGUUGUGGGGGGUGGCCGGGUGGGGGGGCAGGACUACUCCGAGAAAGCCUGCUAUCUGAAGGCCUUGGAGCUGGACCCCUCCUAUGCGAGCGCCUGGUAUAACCUUGGAGUUGAGGGGGGUGGCCGGGUGGGGGGGCGAUUUUACAGCAAGGACGAGUGCUAUGCGAAGUAUCGUGAACUUCAGAAGUGA
This is a messenger RNA of Symbiodinium sp. CCMP2592, 717 nucleotides long. The record is from the annotation of a GenBank genome assembly. Lineage: Eukaryota; Dinophyceae; Suessiales; Symbiodiniaceae.